AUGCCUGCUAGAUUUCGGGAUUUUAUCUGCACAACUCAAGAAGUGCAGCUGCCUGCUUCCUUUGGAGAAGCUAGUCAAUCACAGGCUUGGAAUUCAGCCAUGGCUGAGGAACUUGAUGCUAUGGCCCGGAAUGGGAAAGAUGAACACAGAAUUGUCGAAAUAAAGCAGACACUGCAUGAACAAUUUACCAUAAAGGAUCUUGGAGCUGCUUCCUAUUACUUGGGUCUUGAAUUACGACGAGGUAAUGAUGGAAUUCGUGUUUCUCAAUCCAAAUUCACUAAUGAUCUCCUCGAAGAAUUUCAGGUGUCUCAAAAUUUUCGUGCUCAUACUCCUCUUGGCACUAUAAAGCCGCUGCACCGCGAUAGCGUUCUCUUUAGCCAGCCACAUCUCUUUCGAAAACUGGUUGGAAAAUUGAUUUAUCUUGGAUUUUCUCGCACGGAUUUAAGUUUUGCAGUGCAACAACUCAGUCAAUUUAUGCAUGCCCCGACAGAAGACCAUUGGCUCGCUGCCACUCACAUCCUUCAGUACUUGCGCAACACCUCGUCGCUUGGUCUUUUCUUUCCAACCCGCAGUCCCUUGGAGCUUACUGGUUACUGUGACUCAGAUUGGGGGAAUUGUCUUGAUACUCGUCGUUCGUUAAGUGGAUACUGUGUGUUUUUUGGUGGUACCUGGAUUGCAUGGAAAACUAAAAAGCAGCAGGCUGUGUCUAAAUCAUCUACCGAGGCAGAGUAUCGCAACAUUGUUGUGGCAAUCUCGGAACUCCUUUGGAUCCAUUAUGUUCUUGAGUCGCUUCGUGUAUCGGUUCCUCGUCCCAUUCCUUUGUACUGUGACAAUGAAUCUGCCAUAACGUUGGUUGCUGAUAUCUUCACAAAAAGCUUGUGCGCGCCUCUUUUUCUCCGGCAUUGUGGCAAGCUCAAUUUGGAGGGUUUCGCUUGCAGAGGGAUGUAA
Molecule: messenger RNA, 948 nt
Organism: Andrographis paniculata
Lineage: Eukaryota; Viridiplantae; Streptophyta; Magnoliopsida; Lamiales; Acanthaceae
Exons: 3
Coding region: 1-948 (315 amino acids)
Source: RefSeq, a predicted model, not a curated record